UCUUAUUCUUGGCUAAUGCUUCAGCGUUUGUGUGUGCUGCGAGUAAGUGGUUCAAUCUUCUCAGCUGCUGCUUCAUUCCAUCGCACACAACACUCACUCUUUUCUUCAGCUUCUUCUGCAAUGGCCGCUACCGAAGAAUCGCUCCGCAAGGCCCUCGCCGAAAAGCAAUCUGCCGUCGAGGCUCAGGGAAAUGCUGUCCGUGCACUCAAGGCCGCUGCAGCACCCAAGUCUGACAUCGACGCCGCCAUCCAGUCACUCAACGCACUCAAGCUCGAGAAGUCCGACGUCGAGCGCCACCUCCAGUCCAUCCUCUCCGCCGACGGUGGACUAAGCAGGGAGGCGUUCCGUCAGGCCGCUGUCAACACGCUCGAGCGCCGCCUUUUCUACAUCCCGUCGUUCAAGAUCUACCGCGGUGUCGCCGGCCUCUUUGACUACGGCCCUCCCGGAUGCGCUAUCAAGUCCAAUGUUCUCGCCUUCUGGCGCCAGCAUUUUGUUCUUGAGGAGAACAUGUUGGAAGUUGACUGCCCCAGUGUGACACCCGAGGUUGUCCUCAAGGCUUCAGGUCAUGUGGAUAAGUUUACUGAUCUCAUGGUUAAGGAUGAGAAGACCGGGACAUGUUACCGUGCUGACCACUUGCUCAAGGACUUUUGCAAUGACAAGCUGCAGAAGGACCUCACGAUGUCAUCCGAGAAGGCUGCGGAGCUUAAACAUGUCUUGGCAACCUUGGAUGAUCUCUCUGCUGAAGCGCUUGGUGCCAAGAUUAAGGAGUAUGGAAUUACAGCUCCUGAAACCAAGAAUCCACUAUCUGACCCUUAUCCGUUCAAUUUGAUGUUCCAGACAUCUAUUGGUCCAUCUGGCUUGAUCCCUGGCUAUAUGCGUCCUGAAACUGCACAGGGCAUAUUUGUGAAUUUCAAAGACUUGUACUAUUACAAUGGAAACAAACUCCCAUUUGCUGCAGCCCAAAUUGGGCAGGCAUUCAGAAAUGAGAUAUCUCCCCGACAAGGCCUUCUUAGAGUCCGUGAAUUUACAUUGGCAGAAAUUGAGCACUUUGUUGAUCCAGAAGAUAAAUCUCAUCCAAAGUACAAAGAGGUUGCUGAAUUGGAAUUUUUAAUGUUCCCAAGGGAAGAACAAAUGUCUGGUCAAUCCGCCAAGAGAAUUCGCCUCGGUGAAGCUGUGUCAAAGGGAAUUGUCAACAAUGAGACUCUUGGUUAUUUCAUCGGUAGAGUAUAUCUUUUCUUGACACGUCUUGGUAUAGACAAAGACCGGUUACGAUUUAGGCAACACCUUGCUAAUGAGAUGGCCCAUUAUGCUGCUGACUGCUGGGAUGCUGAGAUUGAGUGUUCCUACGGUUGGAUUGAGUGUGUUGGCAUUGCAGAUAGGUCUGCAUAUGAUUUGCGUGCUCACUCGGAUAAAAGUGGGGUUCCAUUGGUGGCUCAAGAAAAAUUUUCAGAGCCUAAGGAAGUGGAGAAAUUGGUUAUAACUCCCGUCAAGAAAGAGUUGGGUCUGGCAUUCAAGGGGAGUCAAAAGAAUGUGGUUGAAGCACUUGAGGCGAUGAAGGAGAAAGAAGCUUUGGAUAUGAAGGCUGCUCUUGAAUCAAAAGGGGAGGUGGAGUUUGAAGUUUGUACACUUGGUAAAACUGUGACUAUUACAAACAAAAUGGUAACUAUUCAGAAGGAGAAAAAGAAGGAGCACCAACGAGUUUUUACACCAUCCGUGAUUGAACCAUCCUUUGGAAUUGGACGGAUUAUUUAUUGUCUCUUUGAGCACUCUUUCUACAUGAGGCCAAGUAAAGCUGGGGAUGAACAGUUAAAUGUAUUUCGGUUCCCUGCAGUUGUGGCUCCUAUUAAGUGCACAGUUUUCCCUCUGGUUCAGAAUAAACAGUAUGAAGAUGUUGCUAAAUACAUUUCUAAGUCAUUGACUGUUGCGGGUAUAUCAAAUAAGAUUGACAUUACAGGUACAUCAAUAGGAAAACGGUAUGCAAGAACAGAUGAACUUGGUGUGCCCUUCGCAAUCACUGUAGAUUCAACAUCUUCAGUAACUAUUCGAGAGAGGGACAGCAAGGAUCAAGUGCGGGUUGAUGCCGAAAAGGCUGCAUCUGUUGUUCGAGAGGUAACUGAAGGCCACAAGACAUGGCAAGAUGUGUGGUCAACCUUCCCCCAUCAUUCCUCUGCUUCCACCGAAGAAUGAGUUUCACUCCUUUCCCUGUCUGGGUUGACCUCUUAAACUUUUUUGCUGCAGAAGUUUUUGCCAUGUUCUUUGUUGGAAACAGUCGAACUACAGGAUUUUUUUUUUCCAAACUAAAUGUGUCUUCUUUUUAUGAAUGAGUUCCUGGCUUUCUGCUACAUACGGGCUUAUUGACUCGCACAUUUUGUAUCUGUUAAAAGAUAUAGAUAUGUUAAUUUAACUAGUUUAA
This is a messenger RNA of Arachis stenosperma, 2413 nucleotides long. RefSeq names its product glycine--tRNA ligase, mitochondrial 1. The transcript has 9 exons. Bases 16 to 2187 code for a protein of 723 amino acids. Gene Ontology annotation, biological process: mitochondrial glycyl-tRNA aminoacylation. Gene Ontology annotation, cellular component: mitochondrion; cytoplasm. The record is from RefSeq and is a predicted model, not a curated record. Gene Ontology annotation, molecular function: glycine-tRNA ligase activity; ATP binding. NCBI's taxonomy places the organism in Eukaryota, Viridiplantae, Streptophyta, Magnoliopsida, Fabales, Fabaceae.